AUGGAUUAUUUUAAAACCAAUAAAGUUAAUAAUAAUAAGAUAUAUAUAAAUCAAGAUGAUGAAAAUUAUACUGAACUUAACGAUGAAAAGGAAAAUUUUUAUUUUUUGAAACCUAAAGAAUUUAUAAAAGAUAGAGAUAAAAUUUUAAAAGAAUUUAUAAAAAAAAAAAAUGAUCAUAUCAUAAAAAAUAAUAUUGUAAAAACUAAUAUCUCACAUGCAUAUUUUCAGGCCAUUCCGAAUAUUGUUAUUUUCACUUCUUAUGUUCCAUUUAAAAAAUACGAAUGUUUAGUAAAUUUAAAAAAUAUAGAUGUAAAUGCAAGAAAUCUAAAGAUAGAAAUAGAAGAAAAUCAAAUUUUUAAGAUAAAUUAUACAUCAGACAUAAAAAAAAAGGUUGCACCUGGGAUGAUAUUUAGUUUUAAAAUUGAAUUUUAUCCUAAAUCAUGCGUAAAUUAUGAAUAUGAUCUCGAGAUUUAUUCAGAUAAUAAAUCUUUUAUAUUACCAAUACGAUGUAUAAAUAAUGAAAUUGUUUUAGAUGUACAAGAUGAAAUAAUUAUAGACGAAACACCCAUAUAUUUGAAAAAUGAAAAAAGCAUAACAAUAAAAAAUAUAGGGAAAUAUGAAAAUAAAUUUAACAUUAUAUUAAAUCCUCCUUUUUAUAUUAAUUCCUGUAUUUAUACACUUGAAGCAGGAGAAAUAAUAGAAUUAAAAGUUAUAUUUUUACCAUUAGAGGAUAAAAUUUAUGAAGAUUAUAUGAUAAUAAAUUAUGAGAACGGGAUAAGAACAUACACAAAAAUAAGAAGUAAAGGAAUUAUAGCUAAUGUCCUUAUAAAAGAUAAAGAAAUUUUUGUUGAUGAUGUUUACAUAAAUAAAUCUAAAGAAAUAAGCAUUUUUAUAAAAAACUUAUCUUUUUUUUUAUUAACUUACAACAUAAUAAAAUAUGAAGUCUUUGAAUAUAAAUAUGAUAAUUGCUCAACAAAUAUAAAAGAUGCUAAUUUUAGAGAUGAAGAUAAAAUUAUUGAAAAAACUUUUAUUACUGAUAAUGAAUUAUCGGAUCAAAAUAUAAUUGAAAAUCUGUUGUACAAAAAUGAAGAACCUGAAUACUCUAAUGGAGAUAAAAUUUACAGCGAAGAGAAUGCUGAAUAUGAAUUAACAAAUAAUGAAAUAAUUCCAAAUGAAUUGAAUGAAGAAUAUAAAGAUAAUAAGAAAGGAUAUAAUUAUGAAGAUAAUGAAAUAUAUAAUCAUAAAAAUUUUACCAGAAAUUAUGAAUCAUCUAAUGAUUCAUUUAAUUCAUUCUGUUGUGAAAAAAAAAAAAAUAAAAUAAUAAAUAUUUAUCCGAAAACCCAAAAGUUAUAUAAUGACACAGAAACUAUUAUUACAGUCAUUGUUAAUCCUCAUUUUGCAUCAUUUUUAAAAAUAGUCUUAUUUUUAUUUAUAAAAGGAUAUAAAAAAAAAGAGAAAAUAGUUAUAUAUUUAAAAAGUAUAACACCAGAAAUUAUUAUUUCAAAUAAUUUAAAAAAAAUUGACAGUAUUCUUAUUAAUACAUGCAAAACAUUAUCCUUUGAGCUUAUUAACAAUAGUCAAAUUGAUGCUCACAUAAAAAUAAAAAAAACAGAAGAUGAAAACAAUGAAUUUCAAAUUGUGCACAAUAAAAUUAUUAUACCUGAAAAAUCUCAAAAGACAUUAAAAAUAAUAUAUAUACCAAAAAUAAGUGGACUUUUUGAGAAAACUUUUAUAAUUCAUCAAAAAUACACUAAUGUUAAAAAAGAAUUAAAAAUAAUAAGUAACUGUAUAUUUCCAGAAAUUUUAUUUGAUAAAGAUCAUAUAAAUUUUAACAAUGUAUCACAUAGUUUUAAAUAUGAACAAACAUUUUAUAUUACUAAUAAUUCAGAUUUAACUUUAAAUUAUACAUUUAAAAUUUGUGAUGAAUUAAAAGAAGAAAUCAAAAUCUUGAAACAACAUGGUGAAUUAUGCAAAUAUGAAAAAGAAAAAAUUCAGUUCAUAUUUUUUCCAAAAAAAAUUAAAAAAUAUUUUUAUGAUAUUGAAUUUCUAUUAGAUGAAAUUAAAACAUAUAAAAAAAUUAUACCCUUUUAUGCUAUUUGCAGCAGGCCAGAUGUUGAAGUACAACCUAAUUUCUUAAAUUUAGAACAAAUAAUCAUAGAUAAAGAAUAUAGAAAACAAAUUAAGCUAAUCAAUAAAUCAGAAAAUAUUGAUAUAAAAUAUGAAUUGAUUUUAGAUAAACAAAUAAAUGAUGUAUGCUAUUUAGAAGUUUCAGAAUCUGAGGGAAUCAUAAGUAGAAAUGAUUUUAAACAUAUAGACAUUUGUAUAAAAAGCAAAAUAGUAGGUUAUUUACUUAUUGUUAUUAAAAUUAAAAUAUCAGGUUAUGAAGAUCUUUUAUUUCUAAAUAUAAAAGCAUAUUCUGCUUGCCCUACUAUAAAAAUAAUUCCUAGUAUUAUUGAUUUUGAAAAAUGUAAUUGCUUAGAAAUAAAAGAAAAGAUUAUUGAAAUAAAAAAUGAAAGUCCAAUUAAAACUUUUAUAAAAUUAUCUAAUGAACUAUCAAUUUUCACUUAUUCAGAAAAUAACUUUUAUAUCCCACCUAGUCAAUCUAUAUUUAUUAAAAUGUAUGCUAAAUGUAUAGAGACAAUAAUAUACCAUGAUACAUUGAGGAUAAAUGUUCACCAUAUGAAUGAUGUUAUUAUACCAAUAAAAGCCCAAGGUAUCGGGUGCCCAAUAUUAAUUAAUGAUUGCUCUAUAAAUUUCGAAGUAAUUUACACAAAUAAAAAAUAUUUUCAUGAAUUAAUUAUCUUUAAUAAAGGAAUAAAUGAAAGAAACAUACAUUUCCUUUUUGAAUCUGAAAAAAAAAGAAAAAAUAAAAAUGAUUAUGUGGAAAUUUUUAAUGUUACACCUAAAUCUUUAUCUAUAAAGGGAGGUAGUGAAACAGUAUGUGUUUUAAGUGCAUUUAAUUCAAAAGAAGAAAAAUGCGAAGAUGUUCUUUAUGUCUUUGAAGAUUUAAUGAAUACAAAAAAAUUAUCGAAAAAUUUUAAAAAAAUUAAAAUAUUAUCAUCUUUUAUUCAUCCUGAAAUAGAAAUUUGUGAUAUUUCAAGAUUUGUGUAUAAUUUCUAUGAAGUAAAUAUGAAAAAAGAAGAUAAAGAAGAAAAAGAAGAAAAUGAAGAAAAUGAAAUAGUAGAAAGAAUUAAAUAUAUUAAAAAUUUGAAUAAGUUAAUGCAAGAGAUUGAAGUAAAAAAUUUAAAAAAUGCAAAUAUAAAGUUCACUUUGUCCACGAAAAGUCCCUUUUUUGUAGAACCACAAGUAAUAGAACUAAAAAGCAAAGAAAAAAAGAAAAUUCCAAUAUAUUUUGAUAUUGAUUUUAUGAAUAAUAAGAUAAGUAAAAUUUAUGAAGAAAAUUUAUUAGUUAACUUUUUUGAAAACUCUAAAAGACAAAAGUAUGAAUUAGUUGGUGAAACUAUUUAUCCUAAUAUUGUUAUGAACAAAAAUGUUAUAGAUUUUCAAUAUAUUUUAAAAAAUUUAUAUGCACAAGAAACAUUAGAAAUUAAAAAUGUAUGCAAUUUCAAAGUAUAUUUUAAAUGGUAUUUUGAAGAAAAUAAUAUUAAUAAAAACUUUAACGAAGUUUUUAAUAUAAAUCCAAGUAAAGGUUAUUUACUACCUUCAGAAAAAAAACUAAUAACUGUUACAUAUAAUAGUAUAAAUGAAAAUUACUACAACAUCAAUAGCUUAUGUGAGAUUAAAAAUGGUCCUGUUUAUCCAUUGAAAUUAAUAGCUGGAUAUUCUGAAAUUAAAUACAGUAUAAAUAAAAAGGAAUUGAAUUAUUAUGUUCAUUACAAAUCAAUUGGUGAAGAUUUUUUAACUAUACAAAAUACGGGGAAAAUCAAAUUAUUUGUUGAAAUAAUAUAUACUAUAAAAUUCCCCUCUAUUUUAUAUACAAAUAUAAAUAAUUUUUUUAUUGAACCAUAUAAUAGUAAAGACAUUAUUUUUUACUUUAUACCAGGAUUACCUUUAAAGAUAAGUGAGAAUAUUUUAAUAAAAAUUUGUAAUUUUGAGGAAAUUAAAGUAAAAUUAAAUUCAAAUAACUUUUGCAAUAUAUUGCAUUUAAAUGUUGAUAAUAUUAACAACAAUGAAGUUUAUAAUAUAAGUAAUUCUUCACAAGAUGAAAUUCGCUCUGAAACAUCACAACAAAUUAUAGAAAAAGAAGAAACUAAAAAUGAAGAUUUAAAAAAUUUAGAUGAUUUAAUUAAUAAUACUUUUCUAUUUGUUGAUGAAGAUUCAAUUUAUGAAAAUCAGAGAAAAACGCUAACAAAAAAGCUAAAAAAAGUAUAUUUAAGUAUUUUUUUAUCACUUAAAAAAAGUAUUGAAGAAAUAUUAGAUAUCUAUUAUUUAAAUGAAAAUAAUAAAAAAAAUUUUGAAAAAGAUGAAAGUGAUAAUAUAUAUAAAACAAAUGUAAAAACAGAUGAAACAAGUACAUGUUAUAAUACAAGUUAUAGUGAAACAAACGCUAGUAUAAAAAUAAAAUAUAGAUAUGAAAUUAUAAACAUCUUAAAAAUGUAUUGUUCAAAAAAUAACAAAUGUAUAUUUUUUGUUGAUUUAUUAAAAUCAUUAAUACUAAAUCAGAAAGAUGAUAAUUAUAUUUUAAAUAUUUUUUCAAAGUUAAAGAAAUUAGUAAAUUUUGAAAAUAUAUCAUGUCAUAACUAUAUAAAUAAUGAGUAUAUCCUAAAAUAUUUAAAGAGAGUAAUUUUAGAAAGUAAUAUUGAAUUAAAAACAAUUCGAUUAAAUAUAGGGAAUUUGAUUAUUAAUGAAAGAAAAGAAAGUACUAUUAACAUAAAAAAUGUAAGUAAUGAUAAAAUUAUAUUAAAUUUCAAUAUGAAGGAAUCAGAGAGUAAAGAUAUAAUGUUGGUGUAUGAUAAUAAUGAAAUAAAUAAAAAUAAUUCAAUUAAUUUAAAAAUUGUGAUUCAAAAAAGCUGUACAGAAGAAAAAAUAUUUUUAGAGAAAAUAUUUUUAUAUCUAAAUGAUAACAAUUAUUAUAUUAUUAAUGUAAAAUUUAAUUAUAUAAUACCAGACAUAUUACUGUAUUACAAACAAAUAAAUUUUGAAAAAGUAGAAAUAAAAACCUGUCUAUGCAAGGUAAAUAGAUUAAUAAAUACAAAAAAAGUUAACAUUAAAUUUAAAGUAAAAAAAAUAAUAUUUUAUAAUAAAAAGUUGGAGUAUUAUCAUUUAAAAAGAAAAACUCAAAUUUUUAUUGCACCCACUAAAGGUAUAAUUAAAAAUAAUUCUUAUUUAGAUAUCAAAAUAUUUUUUGAACCAUCAAAUAUAUAUAGAAAUGCAAAAAUAAGGAUUGAAAUUUUUAUUUAUCAUUCUAAUAUUAUAAAAACCAUAGAUGUUUAUUUAAAUAGUACAAAAGACAACGUAUAUGUGGAUAAAAGUGAUAUAAUUAUUAAGCCGUUGUUACUUAACAGUGGAGAAAAAUAUGAAACAGUAAAAAUAUACAAUAUAAAUAAUUAUUCUAAAUAUUUGUAUAUAUAUAAAUUAGAUAAUUAUUAUAACUUCUAUGAAAGUUUUAUAUAUGACCUCUUAAUUAUACAUAAGCAUAUCUACAUAAAAAAAAAUGAUGAAAAAGAUUUAUUUUAUGGAAAUUUGAUACAUUAUUUAAUUGAUAUAUAUAAAAAAAAAAUGAAAGAAAUAAAAAAUAAUUAUAAAAAGAGUAAAUAUUUAAAUAGUGAUAACAAAAAUCUUCAAAUUGAAAAUAAACAAGAUGAUGAAAGGGAACUUCAAAUUGAGAAUACCAUGAAAAAUGACGAAAAAUAUAAUAAAAAUAGUUUUGAUAAAGUUUCCAAUGUAUUAGCUAAUGAAGAAAAAAAUAAUAGAUGCAACAAAAUUGAUAAAGAAAAAAAGGAAGAAAAAAAAAAAACAGAAAAAUAUAUUAACCCAUUAAGUUGCUCUAUAUUUUCAGAGGAAUAUAAUUCCAAUGAAUUGAUUAUAGAUAUAGAAUACACACAAGAAAAUGUUAAAGUUUUAGAAAAUAAAAUUAAAAUUUUAGAAGAAUUGAAUAUAAAAAAUGAAGUUAAAUAUAACUAUUUUGAAGAAUAUUUAAAAAUAACAAAAAUAAAAAAAAAAAUAAAAGAAAACUAUGUAAUUAUUUGUCCUAAAUAUACUGACCAUAAAAAAAUUGGUAGUUAUCUACUUAAAAACAAUAUUAUAAAUUUUUCAAAAAAAAAAAAAAAAGAAAACAAAAAUUGUGAAUAUGAUAACUUUUUAACUAUAAAUAAAAUAAUCCACUGGUGUAAUGAAUUAAAUGAUAAAGAUAGCUAUCCAUGUAUCGUAAAAAAAAAUUUUAUUCAUUAUCUGAUUUAUGAAAGGAGUAUUAACAAUAAUAACGGUUCUACUAAGCAAAUAUUGAAUUUCACAAAAAGUAUAAACGAAAAUAUUAAAGGUGGUGAACUAGUAAAAAAUUUUGAAUUUGAAAACGAAAUUAGUUCAAAUUACUAUGUAAGUGAGCAGUUAAAUGGAAAUGAAAAAAAAAAAGAAAGUUUAUUAUAUUUUUGUGAGGAUAAUGACAAAAGUCAUAUGGAAAUAAAAAAGGAUAUAUAUGAAGUUAAUAAAACAGAAAAUAUAGAUGAAAAUGUAAAAAAGGGAAAUAAAAAUAAAAAUUUUAAAAAGGAAAACACUAUAGGUUAUGAAGAGAAUAAGAAAUUCAUAAAUAUAUAUAAAAAUAAAUUUAAGAAAAAAUUAACUAAAAAUCACAUAAAAUCAAAAAUAGAUAAUAAGCAUAUAACAUAUAUUAAUAAAAAAAAAGGUAAUAAUAUUAAUUCCAGUAACAAAUAUCAUGAGGUUAGUUGUACAUAUGAUGAAAAAACAUUUUUUAAUAAAUACAAUUUAAAAUAUAAAUUUGAAUAUAUAAAUCACUUUUUUAAUUUCUCUAUUUUAAAUGAUGAAUUAUUUAUGAAUGAAGUAAGAUUAUUCUUAAAAUUAAUUAUGUCUGAAAAAAAAAAGGGAAAAAGUGAAAAUUCUAUUAAAAAAAAAAACAAUUUUCUAAAUCUCUUUGAAAAUAUUCUAAAGAAAAUUUUAGUUUCUCCAUUUUAUAUUAAUGGUGUUGUAUUUUUCUUUAAAAAAAAUAAUUAUAUAAAUCCAGAUAAUUUUUUGAAUAUAUUCCUAAAAAUAAAUACUGAUGAAAAUGUUCUUAUAAUAUAUUUGAAUCCUAUUGAAAAAUAUGAAGAAUUUCUUAAUCUAAAAAAUAAUAUAGAAGGAAAAACAGAAAAUUUAGAUUUAAGAAGUAACACAGAAAAUAUGAUAGUAUACGGAAAAAGCGACAAAAAAAGUAAAGAAACAAAUGAUAAAAAACAAUAUGAAACAAAUGAUAAAAAAAAAAACGAAACAAAUGAUAAAAAACGAAAUGAAACAAAUGAUAAAAAGCAAAAUGAAACAAAUGAUAAAAAACAAAACGAAACAAAUGAUAAAAAACAAAAUGAAACAAAUGAUAAAAAACAAAUUGAAUUAAUUGGCAUACAAAGAAUUAAAUGUUUUUAUGAAAACCUAACAAAAACAUACCAAAGGAAGAUUGAAAAAAAAUUAGACGAGAAAAAAAAAAUUGAAAAAAUAAUAGAAUUAUUAAAUAUAAAUUAUGAUGAGAACACUCCUUGUACCAUUGAUGAAAAUAAAGAUAAAAAAAAUAUAGAUAUAAAAAAAAAAAAGACAAUUUUAAAAAGACUAACAAAGGAAAUAGAAUAUAAAGAUAACGAAGCACUUGUAAAUGAAUCAUGUUCUGAUAUACUAGACAACAAUGAAUUAGGAAACUAUUUAAAAAAAAAUGAAAAAUUAGAAGAUAAUGAAAAUAAUAAAAUACAUGAAAAAAAUAUAAGUGUAAUAGAAUAUUUUGAAGAUAAUGGACCUAAUCCAACACAUAAUUUAUAUGAAAAAAUGAAAAUCUACAAAGAAAAAUAUACUUUAAAUAAGCAAAUAAUUAAUGAGUUAAGUAUGAAGUGUUCUAAGAGAAAGGAAAAUGUUGACUAUAAAAUCAUUAAAUAUAAUAAAAAAGUAAAUAAAAUAAAUAAUUAUAUGAAAAAUUCUAAUUACAUGGAUUAUGCACCAUUUUAUAAGGAAUUAAAAACAAUAUUAAGGAAUAUAUUAAAAGAAUACUUAAAAAAAAAUAUGAAUUUUUCUAAUACAGAUAAUUUUCAUGAAUCAGAGGAUAUUAUUACCUUAAAAAAUGAUGAGGAAAUAGAAAAUAAAAAAUUAGAAUAUGAAAAAAAAAAAAGUUUCAUAAAAAAAGUAAAUCUUGAACUUAGCGAUAAUUUCAUUGAGAAAAUAUAUGAAGAAAUAGAUAUCAAUAUUUUAGAUGUAAAUGUUAAAGAUAAGGAAUAUAUAAAAAAUAAGGAUACUAAUAAUUUUAAUGAAAGAGAAUGUAAUAUAAAAAUAGAAUUCGAUAAAUUAAAUAAUAAGCAUAAUAUACCAGAAAUUAAAAAAAAAAUAGAAAAAAUUACCAAUGAAAAUGCAUUAUGUGAUAAAGAUAAUUCAUCUAGAAAUUACAACGUAACUGGUGGCAUUACUAGAACAGAUGCAAACAAUAAAGAUGAAAAUAUAAAAACCAUUAUUGACAAAAAUGAAGAAUUAAUAAAAUAUUUGAAACAAACUUUUGUUCAUAUAACAUUUAUAUUUUUUUUUGUUAAUGAUGAGAUAUAUUUUAAAAAAAAAAAAAUUAUGAAUGAAAUUUCAAAGAAUUUAUAUCAAAAUUAUAGUGAUGUAAAAACAUCUGCUUAUUUUUUUGAUAUUCCUUACCCAAAAAUUUACGAUUCUUUUAACUUAAAAAAUUUUAUUCAGAGAAAAAAAAAUUUAGAAAAAUGUGAAAGCAUAAUACAUGUAGACAAUAAUAGAGGAACAAAAGAAAAAGAAGAAAAAGAAACAAAAGUUGUAGAAAAGAAAGAAUUACAUACAGUUUACAAAGAAUUUAAAGAAAAAAAAAAAAAGAAAAAGGAAAAGAAAAAGGACACAAAAACAAAAAUAGAAAAAGAAGAAAAGGAAAAGGAAAAGGAUAAGGAAAGAGAAAGAGAAAGAGAAGGGGAAAAGGAAAAAGGAGAAAAAGGAAAUAUAGAAAGUGAAAAGGAAAAGGAAAAAGAAAAAGAAAAAAAUAGGAAUAAAGAAAAAGCAAAUGAAAAAGACGAAGAAAACGAAAUAGAAGAUAAAGAAAAAAAAAAGAAAAAAAAAAAAAAAGAAAAUAAUGAAGAUGAUAAAAAAAAGAAGGAAAAGGGAAAAGAAAACGAAAAAAAUACAAAUAAAGAAAAAACCAAAGAAAAAGAUAAAGGAAAGGAAAUAGAGGAUAAAGAAAAAAAAAAAGAUAAUAAUGAAAAUGAUAAAAAAAUGAAGGAAAACGGAAAAGAAAACGAAAAAAAUAUGAAUAUAGAAAAAAAAAAAGAAAAUAAUGAAGAUGAUAAAAAAAAGAAAAAGGAAAAGGGAAAAGAAAAUGAAAAAAAUAGGAAUAAAGAAAAAGUAAAAGAAAAAGAUGAAGGAAAGGAAAUAGAAGAUAAAGAAAAAAAAAAAGAAAAUAAUGAAAAUGAAAAAAAAAAGAAAAAGGGAAAAGAAGAGAGAAAGAAAAGAGAAAGGAAAAGAGAAAGGGGAAGAGAAGGAGAAGAAGAAGAAAAAGAAAAAGAAAAAGAAAAAGAAAAAAAUAUAAUAGACGAAGCAAGAGAUAGUGAAAAUAUCAGAAAUGACGAUAUAUAUCAAAUAAAAGAACAUACAAAUAAACAUGAAAAACUUAAAAAGGAAAAUAUAGAAGAAAUACACAGUGAGAGAACAAAAAGUGUAAAAAUAAAUAUGAAUGAAAAGAAAAUCAAAGAUGUUUAUUAUGAAGAAUUAGAAAAAAAAAAAUAUGAAAUAAAAGAUGAAUACGAUUAUAUGUUUUACAAAUGUUACAAUUCAUAUAAUAAAAAUAAAUUAAUUGGAAAUAUUAAUAUAGAAGAUGGAGAUCAAAAAUUAAUUGAAUUUUUACAGAUGGACACACAUGAUGACAAGAAGGAUAUGAUACAGUAUAAAAAUAUUACUCAUUUUAUGUUAGAAAAGAAUAAUAACACAGAAAUAUAUAUAAAAAUUAAUACUUGUAAAAUAACAAACAUGAAAAAAACAAUAUGCUUAAUAGAUAUUCUAGGAAAUUAUAUUUUCCUAAAUAUUCAUAUUAUAAUUGAUAAACCUAAAAUAUAUUCCAAUCCUUACUUCAUAUUUAACAAUAAUGUUUCAUUAUUUGAUAAAAGUAACUGCUUCAUUUUGUCGAAAAAGAUAUAUAAUUUUGAUAAAGUUUUAAUUGGAAAAAAUUUAAGUACAUUUAAGGAUUUAAUAGAAUCAGAAUUAAAAGAAGAAGGUGAAGAAUAUGUUGAGUUUCUGAAAAAAUUUGAAGGUAUACAUUUACCAAAAUUUAAGAUAAACAAAUAUAAAAUAAAAAACAUAAGUACUUUAGAAUAUAGUGUAAAAGAAAAAAUGAUAUCAAAUAACAUUGAUAUGAUAAGAAAUAAAGAUAUUCUUAAACAUUUAUAUAAACAUGUUCAAAUUUUAAAUUUAUUUAACCCAUCUUACUUUGAUUGUUUCGUUGAACUUUCUUUCGAUGAUAAGUUACAUAACUAUAAUGAAAAUAAAUCUCCAAAGAGAAAAAGUGUUGAUAAUUUUUUAAUAUAUAAUGACUUUUAUAUAUAUCCUGAUAAAUUUUUUAUUUUAUCAAAAAAAUUUCAAAAAAUUAUUAUUUUAUUUUUACCUAAGAAUCCAUCUGUUUUUUUCGAAAACUUAUUGUUAUCAAUAUAUGCUGUGAAAGAAAAAAUAAGUGAUAAAAACGAUAAAUUAAGCUUAAAUAACGAAAAAAAUAUGAUAGAAGCAAAUAAAGAGAUCAAUAAAAGUGAUAAGAUAUUUCAAAGUGAAAAUUUAUCUAUAAAUAAUAUAGAUAUAUUAAAUAAAGAAAUUGACAAUUCUACCUUUGAUAUUUUUACUUUGUCUUUAAAAGGAGAAGGAAUAAGAUGUUCUUUAAAAAUUGAUCAGAACUACUUAAAUUUUCAUAAAAUCCUUUUAAAUUCUACUUACAAAAAAACAAUAGAAAUAAAAAAUAAUAGUUAUUGUGAAAUUUUAUGGUAUAUUGAUUCUAAUGACUUAAAGGAUAAUUAUCUUAAAAUAAAUCCUGUAAAAGGAAAUUUACUUAAAAAUGAAAAAAAAAUAAUAACUAUUUGUAUUAAUGCAAACAAAGUCGAUAUAAUAAAAAAAAAAAUUAAAAUUAAUUAUUUGGAAAAAAAUUUAACUAAAAAGGAUAAAGAAAAAAAUAAUUUAUAUUUCACUCUUUUUGAUAUUGAAGCAGAAAUAUGUAAAUCUUUUGUUCAAAUAAAUUUCGAAAUUUUAGAUGAAAAUAAAAAUGAUAAAAAUAAUCAAUUAAUUGAUAAUUCUGUUGGUGAUACGAACAAUAUAUUGAAAAAUAAUAAUUUAAAAAAUAACACACCACUAGAUAUUUUAAAAGGUAAAACAAAAGAAAAACUUACCCAGUCUAAUAAAUUGUAUGAAGUGAUAGAAAAAGAAAUUAACUUUAUGCAUGUCCAAGUUAAUGAAGUUAAAUUUUGUUUAUUUAAAAUUAAAAAUACAGGAAAGAUUAAAAUUUCUUUUUUCUUAGAAUUAAAUGAUGAUUAUUUUUUAAAUUUUAUAACCAUUGAUAAGAUAAGUGAUUCUAUAAAUUCAAACGAAAUAAAACUAGUAAAAUUAAAAUUAAAAUCAAAUAAAAAAAUUAAAUUUCAAAAUAUUCCAUUGUUCAUACAUAUUUAUGAUAUUGAUAAUAAUUAUAUCCAAUCAUAUAAAUAUCUAUGUAGUGUAUUUUUUGAUUACAAUUAUCUGAAAAUUAUACCUCCUAUACUUAAUUUUGAUUCCAUCGAAAUAAAAAAAGAAGAAACAAAAUUUUUUAAAAUAAUUAAUAAUGGAUAUUUUGAUUUUAAAUAUGAAAUAAAAUUAAUAAAAAAUAAAAUAAAAAAUAGAGAUGAUAAAUUAUUAGAAAAUAAUAAUACAGGAAAUUAUGAGAAUAAUAAAAUUCAUGAAAUAGAUCCUUUUACUAUUUUUCCUACAAUCGGUUUAAUAAAAUCAAAAGAAGAACAAACAAUUAGUGUUCUUUUUAAUUCUUCUGAAGAAAAAUAUUACAAAUAUAUUUAUAUUGUUGAUGUAGAUAACCUUAUGCCAGAUGUAAAUGUAAAUAAUAAAUAUAAAAAAAUAAAAGGAAAAAAAGAAAAAGAAAAACAUGGUGAACUAAUUAAAAUAUUUGCAUCCUCAGUUACACCUCGAAUUUCUUGUAAUAUACAAAAUAUAUUUGAAGAAGUUUUUGUAUUAAAAAAAAUGGAUGUUUAUCGUGAUUUUUUAGAUUUUUUUCUGAGCAAAAACAGUUAUUAUAAUGUUGAUGAUAAUACAUUAUAUUAUAAAUAUUCUUAUGUAAAUGAAUUCAUUAGUGAAAGAAUUAAAAUUACUAACAUAUCUGAUAUAAAUGUAAAUGUUAAAAUAGAAGUUAAAGAAAUUGAUUUUUUAGAUUAUAAGUAUAAAAAAGGAAAAGAAAAAGAAAAGGAAAAGGAAAAGGAACAAGAAAUAACAAAAGAAAAAGAGAUGGAAAAAAGAAAAAUAGAAAAUUUAAUUCAAACAAAAUCGUCUAUUAAAUUUCAUAUGAGAGUACAAAAUUAUAAUGAAGUAAAAAAAAAAUGGAUUUUAAGUGAAGAUGAUAAUAAUGAUAAUAAUACUUUUGUUAUAACACGUUAUCAGAAUAAAUAUAUUGACUUAUGUUUUUAUUCUAGUCAAAUAGUAAGUAAAAAAUUUCUUGUAAAUGUUUAUAUUGAAAAAUCCCAAAAUUUUUGUUUGUGUUUUUCUUUCUAUAUAAGUGUUGAAUUCUUUUUGCCUUCUAUUAAUUUUAUUAUGCUACCUAACCUAUUAAAACUAAAUAAUGAAAAUAAAGUUUUUGAUUUAGGUGAUAUUCAUUUAAAUAGUGUAAUUUCAAUUAAAGUAAAAUUAAAGAAUUUUUUCAAAUAUCCUGUUUUUAUUAAAAUAUUCUUUGAAAAAAUUAAUACUCUUUUUGAAAAUAUGAAUGAUGGUCAAGUAAAAAAACAAAUAAAUAAUAAGAAGGAAUUAAAAAACCAAUUAAAUGUUAAUGAGAACAUAGAACAAAUAAAAGACGAUGAUAAAUUAAAUAAUCAAAUAAAAGAAAACGAAAAACUUAAAAACCAUCAAAAUGAUGAAAAAAAAAAAUGCAGUAUAUUAAAAAAUAAAAAAAUAGCAAAUAAGAAUAUAAAAACUGAAAGUAUUAUAGAUAAAAAUAAUAUAGAAAAACCUUUAGAUAAAUACGAUGUAAUUCAUAACAAUGAGGUAUUUUCUAAUAAUCCUUAUGUUGAGGAAAAAAAAGAUGUUUUUGAAAUUUUAAAUAAUAAUAAUUUUUUUAAUAAUAUAAGAGAUAAUAUUUUAUUAAAAAGAAAAAACAAUAUUAUAUAUUUUGACCAUAAAAAUAUAAAAGACAUAAUAUAUGAUGAAAAAAUAAGAAAGAAAAAAAUUGAAUUCGGGUAUUUCCAAUUCAUUGGACAUGAUAGCUAUAUUUUAAGAGAAAACGAUAUGGUGUACUUUGAUAUAAAAAUAAAUAAAAAAAAAAUACAAGAGGAAAUAAAUAGAAGGCAAAUAAAAGAUCAAUUAAAUAAAAAAGACAUUGAAGAGGAUAUAAGUAAAAAUAGUAUUGGAGAAGAUUCAAAUAAAAAAACAAAUGAAGACUAUCUACAAGAGACUAAUGCUGAAGAGGAGAUGUAUAAAAAAAAUAAUGAAGAUGAAUUAAGUAAAACAAAUGAUGAAAAUGAAUUAUAUAAAAAAAAAAAAAAAAAAAAAAAGAAAUUAAAUAAAAAGAAAAAUGAUAAAAAUGUAUGUGAAACUACAGGGAAAAACAUUAUUGAAAAUGUUAAAUCUAAAAAAGAAGUAUUAGGUAGCAUAAAUAUUGAAGUUUUAAAUAAUAUUUACGAGUUUUAUAAUUUAAAAUUUUUAGGAAAUAUAAAAGAAUGCAAAAACUACUGGAAUUUACAAAUUUUGAAAAGACAAAUAAAAUAUUUCUAUAAAAAUAACUUUUUUAUUUUUAAAAACCAUAUAAAUUUAGAUAUAUUACCUAUAAACUAUAAUAAUAUAUUUAAAUUAUAUUAUACGAAUGAAAACAGUUACGACUUAUAUUUUAAUAUAGAAAUGGAUAAAAAAAUAAAAAAUUUUAUUGAUAUCAAUCCCUCAGUUGGACAUGUGCCAUCAAAUAGUACUACAUUAUUUUCUCUAAAAAUUGAAAUAAAGGAAUCUAUCAAUUUAACAAAAAAAAAAAUACCAUGCAGAUUUUCUAUGCAUCCUUUUAAUAAAAAAAAUGUAAAAAUAAGUGACUCUCUAGUAUAUGAUGAUGACUUAUAUAUAAGUUUAGAAUCAACAGAAAUAAAAGUUUCUUAUAACAAAAAAAAAAUUUCUUUCAAAAAUAUUCCUUUUUUCAAUUAUUCAAAAAAUAAAUUGCUAUUAGAAAAUUUAUCCAAUGUCAAAUUAUAUGGUGAAUUAAAUAUAAUACCUGUGAAUGAUUUAGAUGAUAUAACGUCUGUUUAUUCUUUUGUCCCUUUUAAAGAACAAAAUAUUAUUUCAUUAUUAGAAAAAAAUAAUACUAAUUUACUAUUCAAAGAGAAAAUAGAAGAUAAGAAAUAUUUUAAUUGUUUAUCUUCAGAAAAAAUAGAAAUGAAAAAUAUAAAAAAUGACUUACAAAUAAGUAAUAAAAUAGAAAAAAAAAAAAAAAAUGAAAAUGAUGAUUUAUUAAAAAGUUCUAAUAUAGAAAAUAAAAUGGAAAAAGGUAAUGAAGACAAUCCAAUUGAUGAAUUUUAUUUAACUAAAUAUGAUUUAAAUAUAUCUGAUUUUGAUAAUAAUAAUCAUAAUAAUAAUUUUGAAAUUAAUUUUAAUGAGACAAACAAAAUUAUAGACAAAAAUAAAAUUAUUAAAAAAUGUUUUACUAUUAAUGGGAAAAGUAAUAAGUAUAUAAAUAUAUAUUGCUUUCAUCACAUUUAUAAAAAAACAUUUGAUGCUAUGUUACAUAUAAAAAUAAAGCUUUAUGAUGAAAUAAAAAUACCUAUUGAAAUGGUUUUUGAAAAUGAUGAAAAAGAAGAUAUUUUUUUAUUAACAAAUUUUAAACAUAAGGAAAUAGUUGAUAAAAAAGAAAUAAAAAAAAUUGAGAAAAAGAAUGAAAUAUUAAUAAUUAGCAGAGGUAUUUUAAAUAAAAUAAAUCACAAAAUAUAUAUGUUGAAUAUUUCAAAUAGAAUCUUUGAAUAUCUUUUUGAAAAAUCCAAUGAAAUAUGUGAAACAGAAGGUGCAUCUCUUUUAACGGCUUAUAGUAAGAAUGGUAAUAGUAAUAAUAAUAAUGUUAUUGAUUGUGUAAAUUAUAAGGGUUCUAUUAAAGAAAACAAUUUUUCUAUAAUUAAAUUUCUUUUUAAUUCAUUUAAUUCUUUAUCAUAUAAAGGUAAUUAUAAUUUUUAUAUAAACAAUAAGAAGCAGGAAAACAUAGAGUUUCAAUUAAAGGUAAUUGAGCCACUCGUGUUUUUUAAUACCUCAUUUAUACAUAUAAAUAAUUUAAUAUUAGAAAAAAGUUAUUGUUUUGUUUUUUAUCUAAUUAAUUUUGAUUUAAUAGAUAUAAAUUUUGAAUUUGAUAACAAUUCAUAUAGCUCUUUUAAUAGUAAAAGAGAAGUAAUCAAAAUAAUCCCAUCUAAAGGAACUAUAAAAUCUUGUUAUAAAAAAAAUAAAUAUUUUUAUAAAAAUUUACAUAAAUCUAUGUAUGAUAAUAAUGAAAAAAACAAUAUUAACAAAAAUAAAUUAAAUACUUUAAGAUCUGCUUCCUCUUCUUUCAUAGAAGAGAAUUCUAUGAAUUAUUAUUCAAGUGAAUGUAAAUUUAGCAAUAGAAUAUUAUAUGACAAUUUUCAGAAUACUUUAAUAAGAAAAAAGAAAAAAAAAAAAAGUAAAGUAAACUAUUCAGAUGGUUUAAAUACAAAAAAUUCCUCAAGUGAUGGCUCUAUUAAUUCUUCACAGAAAACAUCAUCGUUAUUAUCGUCUCAGUCAAAUUUUAAUUCUUAUAAAAAUAAAAUAAAACUGAAAAACAAUAAUCAUAUAUAUAAUGGUAACAAAGGAAGUAGGGAUAGAAUUUCAGAAAAGUAUGAUUUAGAUACUUCAUGUUCAUCUGAUAGUGAAUCGUCAACAAAUACAUUAAAAGAACACGAGAAAUUAAAUAAUAAAAAAAAUAAUAAAUUCUUCCUUAUAAAUUAUUAUUUGAAAAAUAUUUGGAAUGUAAAUAAUGGCAAGUUUAAAAAAGAAAUUAAGCACAUCAUUGGGAAAGGAAGGAGUCAAAAAAUAAAAUUAUAUUUUAAACCAUAUCUUGAACAAUUUUAUAAUUUUAGCAUAUUGUGUAAAAUUGAAACGAAAGAAGAACCUUUAAAAAUAAAUUUUAAAAUGCAGGCUAGUAGAAUUAAUAUUAACUGUUAUAUAGAAAAUUUUGAUAAAGAGAAAAUUAGACUUAAUUUACAAAAUUCCUUGUUACGUAAAAAAAAUAAAAAUAAUAAUGAUUUAAUAAAUAUUUAUGAAACAAUAGAUUUUAAGGAAACUUUAAUUGGAAAAAAAAAGGUCUCCAAUUUUAUAAUUGAAAAUUUAUGUUCAUAUGAUUUAUUUUAUAAAUAUUAUUUACAAAAAAAUGAUGAUGAAAUAUCUAUACAAUGUAGCAAUAGUUAUAUUUCAAGUAGUUCUAUACUUAUUAUUACCGUUGAAUAUAAGCCUCUAAUUAAUCAAAUAUAUGAGAAUUAUUUAAUUCUUAACAUAGCAGAUUUUUAUAUAAUAAAUUUAAAAAUUACAGCUAUUUCAACAAAUUUUUUAAUUAAUUUUUCUUUUCACAAUUAUGACUUUGGUAAUAUUAUAUUAUUUCCAAUUUUAGAUAAAUAUAUUAAUAUAAAGAAAAUGAAUUUAAAUCAAUAUUAUGAAAACAGUUUUUCUUCAACUAAUAGUUCUUUGUCAUCUCUUAUGUCUACUUAUAAAAUGAAAGAGAGAGAAAAAAAAAAAAAAAAAGAAAUGGAUGAAAAAGAAAAAAACAUUAACAUUUUUCAAAAGGAUAAAAUACAAGACACAGAGAAUGAUAUGAAAAAAGAAAAGAAAAAAAAAGAAAAGUAUAAGGAUGAAGAGACAGAUAAAGUUUCUCAUAAAAAUAAAAAAGAAAAAAGCAAAAAACUGAAAAAAGGUGAUAAAAUAAAAAAUAAAAUGAAAGAAGAAUUAAAAGAAGAAGAUAAAGAGGAAAUUUAUAAAAGCGAGAUAAAUAAAAUUGAAGUAAACAAAAAUGAAAAUACUGUAAAUGAAUUGAAUUCAUUAGAUAUGAAAAAAAAUAAUAACAUUGAAAAAGAAAAUGAUAAUAUAGAUAUGAUGAAUGAAGAAGAAAAUAUCAAUACUGCAAAAACAAAACUUUUUAUUUAUAAUAAUAAUGAUGAAGACUGCUAUAUUGAAUAUGAAUUAAAUGAAUGUUCUUUAAAAAUAAUAAAUUCAGAUAAAAAAAUAUAUUUAAAGAAAAGAAGUAAAACUUGCCUUAUUAUUUUAUUUAAACCAAAUGAAGAAAAAAAUUACAAUUACAAAAUACCGUUUAUAAUAAACAAUGAUUUAAAUAAAAUUGUUUAUAUAUAUUUUACAGGAUCUGCUAACUAUUUUAAGUUACCAUUUACAUGUAAUAACUCAAAUGAAAUAAAUUUUAAAGAUGUUCAUGUGGGUAAAGAAUCAAUAAAUAAAUUUACUCUACAUAAUAAAAAUUCAAAAGAUAUAUCUUUUAAUAUAUUUAAUUAUAAAGAUAUAGAAAAAUACUUUCUGUCAUUUGUGAAAUUUGAUAAUGGCAAUUUACAUAUUCUAAAAAAAAAGGAAAAAAAAACAUUUGAAAUAAAAUUUUUACCAGAAAAAUAUAUACAAUUGGAAAUACCUCUAUAUUUAAAUAUUAAUCUUGAUGAAAAAUUUAUAGUUUUUUAUUUAACAAAUAUUAAAGUAAAUAGUGUAUGUUAUAAAGUUGUAUUAAAGGAGAAGAUGCUAACAUUUAAUAAAAUGGAUACAAAAGAAGAUGAUAUUAGUAAAAUUCAAGAAAAUUUAAAUGAUAUUAACGAAAUAAAAAAAAAAUUAUUCAAAGGUUCAAAUAAUAAUAAGGAUUCUAUAAAUUGUAAAAAAAUUCAGUUGCAUAACACAGGAGAUAUGAACGCUCAAUUUCAAAUAUUUUAUCCUCAAAAAUAUGAAAAGUUUUUAUUUUUAUAUCCUAAAAAAGGAAUUAUUUUUUCUCUCAAUAUAAUAGACAUUUACGUAUUUAUAGAUACAGAUUUUAUAAGCAAAGAUUUAUUUAUUAACGAUAUAGUUGUAGAGUUGUUUCCCAAAUUUAACAAAAUUAAUAAUAAAGUUUUCUUUAAUAUAUUUAUUAAUUCAUCCAGUAAUAUGAUAAAAUAUAAAAGCACAGGUAUGAAUAAUUUAAAAACAAUUAUAAAUGAAAACAAUACAGAAGAACUAAAAAAAGAAUUAGAAGAAGAAAAAAACAUAAGUAAAAAAAAUCAUAAUGUUGAUUGCAUGGAAAAAAAAAUUAACAUAUUUCCCUUAAAAAAUGAAACUAUCAUCACAUUUUUAACAGAUAUUAGAAAGGAAAUAAGAAAAAAAAUUGAGAUAUUUAAUGACUCGCAAUCGAAUUUUAAAUUAAAAUACAAAUUUUUAUCAAAUGAACAGAAUUUUUUUUCUAUUGUAAAAAAUGAAGAUGUAAUAAAAGCAAACGAUAGUGGGUCAUUCGAUAUUGUCUACAAUCCUCUAUUUGUUUUAAAAAAAAAAAAUAAUAAUAAUUAUCGUAAUAAUUUGUGUGAAAAAUAUCAAAAAUAUUGUUCAAAAAUACAUCAUUUAUCUAAAUUAGUUAUUUAUUACCCUAAUGAUGUUAUAAAGAAUUACACUUUAUUAGGUUAUUCAGAUAAUAAUUCUUAUGAAAAAAAAAUUUGUUUUAAUUUAAAUUCUAAAUCUCUCAACAAUGCAUCUGUAAGAAUAAAGAAUUGGAUAAAUGAAAAUCAAACAUUAAUUGUUUCUUACUAUUGUUGUGAUAAAGAUUUGAAAGUUUUAAAUAAUAACCUACUCUUUUUUUAUAUACAAAACAAAUUUGAUUUAACUAUUAGAGAAGAAAAACAUUUAUUUUUUAAGGUUACUUCAUUAAAAGAGGGUAUAUUUUAUGUAUUGUUAAUUUUAUCAAAUGAAAAAUAUGAAGACAAAUAUAAAAUAUUACUUCAGUUUGAAAUGUUUAAAAGUGACUUUUUGUGUGUAAAAAAUAUUAAUGGAAAUAAAAAAGAAAUAUUAAAAGAAAAUGUCUUUAUAUAUAAUCCAUUGGAUGAAAAUAUACUAAUGGAUACAAUAUUUGAUUAUACAUAUGUAUUUUUUGAUAAUUCUAUAGUUCUUGAAAAAAAAAAAAAUAAUAAAAUAAAUGUAUAUUUUUGUAUAGUAAAAAACGAAAAAGAUAAAAAUGUGAUUAUAUCCUUUUCUAAUAGAACAUUAGGAAACUAUAACUUUAAAUUUGUUCUUAAUAUAAAUAUGAAUGAAUUUGAAGAAAAUUUUUAUUUCAAUACUGAUUUAGGCUCAUUACAAAUUAACGAAAUUUCUUUUACUAAUGUUUGCAAUCAGAAAAUUAAUUAUGAUGUAGUUAUAGAAGAUUUUGAUGAAAACAAUGAAAAUUCAAAACAGAUAUUCCAAUGUGAAGAUAAAAUAACAGUUAAACCAAUCGAUACGAGUUUUUUUUUAAAAAAUGACACACUAAAUAAUCUAUCCGAUAAAAUAUGUUUGACAAUUAAAUAUAACCCCCCUGAUAUUAGAAUUAAUAAAGCUAUUUUAAAGCUAGUGUCUAAAGAAGGAAUAAUAUAUAAGGGUUUAUUAAUAGGGAAAAGUGUAUCACCAAAACCUAGAGGACCAAUUUUUUGUUCAUCACAAAAAACAACUUUAAUUGAUUUUACAAAUCCAUUUUUUCAGAUGAAACAAUUUUUUCUCAAAGCUGAUGAAAAUUUCAUUAUUCCAUUUGAAAAUGUAAAAAUUGAAGCAAGACAAACAAUUCAAAUACCAAUUAAAUGCAAAACAAGAAAUGCAACUUCUGGAAAGCUUAUACUUAAAUCAGAAAAUGAUAAUAUAUGGAUGUAUUACUUAACAGGACAAUAA
Molecule: messenger RNA, 20202 nt
Organism: Plasmodium gallinaceum
Lineage: Eukaryota; Apicomplexa; Aconoidasida; Haemosporida; Plasmodiidae
Product: conserved Plasmodium protein, unknown function
Exons: 14
Coding region: 1-20202 (6733 amino acids)
Biological process (GO): cilium movement; axonemal central apparatus assembly
Cellular component (GO): axoneme
Source: RefSeq, a predicted model, not a curated record